Messenger RNA from Apis mellifera (honey bee), 9046 nucleotides. RefSeq lists its product as uncharacterized. The transcript has a single exon. The coding region runs from base 1726 to 3402 and encodes 558 amino acids. The record is from RefSeq and is a predicted model, not a curated record. NCBI's taxonomy places the organism in Eukaryota, Metazoa, Arthropoda, Insecta, Hymenoptera, Apidae.
GAUAUAUCUUCUUGUAUUUAAGUCAACUCAAAACGCAAAAUAAUUCUUUCUCGAAUUGACUUAAUUAUUUUCAAAUAUCCUCGAAUCGGAAAUUCUCCGGCAUCUAUGUCACGGAUAACUAUUUAAUGAUAAAUGCAAAUAGGUAGAAGAAAAACAACACGCUGUUGCGUCAUCCGAUUCGGAGAAAAACUUGUAACGGGAGAAAGAAGUGUGCGACAGGGAGGGAGAAAAAUAGGGAGAGACCGUAUCUCGUCGGUAAAAUCGGUUUGGAAAGAAUGUUCAUUUUCCUCGGCACAAUUCCAAACACCCCAUCGGGCGAAGGGUUCCCGAGGCAGGUACGGCUUGCUGCCUAGGGAGUGCCUCUCUCGGAGCAGAAAAGUCGCGGAAAGAGAAGGAGAAAGAGAGGAAGAGAAAAAGGGUGGGGGAGGGGGCCUGGUGGGACGUAGUGGGGCCCAGUCGGUCGGAGUCUCACGCCUUCCGUCAGUCCUCAGUCCGACGAGGAGCGUAGAUCGGUCGACACCUUGCUGUUCCAUCGUUACCCGCCCGAUUCGUGCGCGUUCCAUCAUCGAACGUCACACUCCGUCCACGCGACAAACCACGAUUCCCAUCGAUUUUCGAUCGAGCUGGAAUCCUCGCCUCGCCGCAUAUUCUCGUACAGGAAGAAAAUUGGUGAAAUGGGAAGCAGUCGGUGAGGCGAAGGCGACCGACAGCGCCAUCUACGCGGCCAAAGGAGAGAGCGCGAUCGUCGAAAGGCUGGCAAAUAAGCGGAUGAAGCAAUAAAUAACUGGUUUCGGAACGCAACAAGACGGAGGACACGUUUCGGAAGGUUGAUCGCCGAUGAGGAGACGGCGAGGAACGUCGUCGGAUACGACAGCCUGCGCGGCUGACGAAGGCUGUCGGCCGCGCCUCUGGAUUCCAACAGCGGCGACACACUCGGCGGGCCCGUUCGAUUCCGCGGCGCGUCGGUGAGCGUUGCUCGUUUCUUCGUGUGCUGCGUGGAAAGAGUGUGUAACCUGUCCGCCGCGGUGGAUCGGUACACGUGGAGGUGAGGGGCGACCAGGAGGACGUAGACGCCACUGGUGCACACCGCAUACCACAGGAGAACCUGGACGAGCAGAAGAGAGGAGAGGGGGGAGGUGGAAAGAGGUGGGGGGUUGAAAAAGGUAGGCAAGAUCGGGAGCGGUGUUGGGAGAGAGAAACUGGCGAGCUGGCCAGCCGGAGGAUCGUGGAGAGAAGGCCAGGUAGAAGAGGAAAAGGGAGUUACGGGCAGGGGACAGUUGGUGGGGAAGCCGUCAGAAGGCGGCCAUAAUGGCCUGACGCGAUCUCGAGCGAGCGGCGGCUACAGCUGCUGCGAAAUAGCCGAGAGCGGCUCUCCUCGUUGUCCACGCACACGUAUUUUGCAAUCGCGGACGGGCUACGUGUUUGGAAAGUGACUGCGUAAUCGCGAGUGAAGUGUGUUACCGGGUGGAGUCCUCCUCUCUAACGUUGUUCCGUACGGUCACGAGUGGUGCUUCUCGAAUUUUAUAUUAUUUUCGAUGCUCGAUGCUCGGUGUUCCACGAUUCGACGCUUCUGGAUCGUUGCUACCUACUUCGCUAUCGCGCCUACUUUUCCUCUUCUGAGUUGAAAAAGCGGUGAAAAGCGAGGGAGGAGAGGCGACCGACCGCGGUGGAAGAUCGAGGAAAUCUUUAAUCUUUAACGAGAAUCCGAAGAAUUCAUUGGCAAAGAUGAGGGGUGCCAAUCAAGACACCGCGACGCCGUAUUGUCGUUGCAGAGUCCUGUACUUGGGCAGCUCCGUGCCCCACGCAAGCAAGGAAGGUUUGCUCGGUGUCCAGGAACCGUUGAGAGAAUUGUAUCCGGAACAGGGGGCCCUGGGAGCACGUGGACUCGACUCCUGGCUCAGCGUUUGGAGCAACGGCCUGUUAUUGGAGAACGUGGACGAGCAUCGCAAGAAGGUUACCAGGUUCUUUCCCAUCGAGGCGCUUCACUAUUGCGCCGCGGUCAGGCACGUUAAAGGCGGAAGCGGCGACUCCUCGAACACAAGGUUCCUGCCUCUGGACUCGCCGUUCGCCAGGACACCAAGUGCCAAUCACCCGCCCCUUUUCGCCGCUGUUCUUCGACGAACAACCGGCAUCAAGGUCCUCGAGUGUCACGCGUUCAUAUGCAAACGCGACAUGGCGGCCAACGCCCUGGUCAGGUGUUGUUUUCACGCGUACGCCGACAGCAGCUACGCCAAGGGCCUGGACCCGAGCGCCACGACGAACGGGGUCACCGGCCACCCUUCCAACAACAGCCUGUAUCACACGUUGGGCGGAUCCAGCACCACCUUGGACAGCCCUCAGGCGACGCGUUUGGACGCCACGUCGACGGACGACAUCAGCCUGUACAACGGUGACGAGAAUCACAAGGUUUGGGCCAGGGGUCGCGACGAGGUGGAGGGUUUAUACCAGGAACAAGGCACCCUCAGGAGCACCAAGGGUUCCAGGCCCCGGCAGCUGGUCGCUCCACCUCCUCCACCGCCGCCACCGCCCCCACCCUCUCAACCUCUGCUCCUCGAGGAAUCCUCCUCCUCCUCCGUCCGCAGGAAAGCCAACAAAAAGUUGAAGAAACUGAAAAACCGAUCGUCUCACGAAGACCCCUUGCAACAGGCGCAUCUGCACCCCCAGCUUCACCAGGGGAUCUACACUAACGGCCAUGGGCAUCACACUCUGGGCCAUCCGGUCAGGCAGCAGCACUACCACCCUCACCCUCUGCCGCCUAGCAGUCGAUCAGUGGCCGGAACCCUGGCCAGACCCGCCCCGGUUCUGUUGGUCCCAGCCGCCACUCUACCCAGGAAGGCCCAUCAUCAUCCCAAAGGGCUCAGACCGAUCCCAGCGGCCGCUCCCAUUGUCCCGGUCUACGCCCCCCUCCCGGUAGUGCCUCCGCCACCCGCCGCAGCUAUUUACCCGGCUGGAACUUACGGGACGGCUGGGAACAGAGGCAGGAGGCAACACGCGGACGCGGAUUCUUCCACGUUGGGCGCUUCGAGGCGGCUGGCCGCGUCCCACGCGGACCUAACCUCCGCCGAAAUGAGCAGAGCGGCCGACAGCCCUGAAAACGAGUCGCGCUUCGGUACAGGGAUCUAUCGGCGGAAGGGCCACCUGAACGAGAGGGCGUUCUCGUACAGCAUCCGUGCGGAGCAUCGUAGCAGGAGUCACGGAAGCUUGGCCUCUCUGGGUUUUAGCGCGCAAAAUGGGAACGCGUUGCCCAAAGAAGAGAAGAAGGACAGGGAGAUAGCGCAAUUGGUGGCUGGCUUGAAUUUGGACGAUAGCCCGGAGAGGGCACAGCCGCCGGCCAACCCCAGGAACGGUUAUUCCCAUCAUCAGCAACAACUCCAGCCUCUUCCCAGGCCUCGACCUCGUUAAUCGUCGCUCGAUACUCGGAUCGAUUCGUUGCUUUAGUAUUCGAUCCAAGUCUGGAGAGAUCGUUGCUCGAGUCGAUCCGUAACCGAGUCGAACGACGCCCUUCGUCCCGAGCCUGGCUAAAGGGUUUAUCCCCUCGUGGAAACGUGAACGAUUAUUGUAGAAUUUGUUUAGAAUCGUUUGGUCGGGAAGAAAUCUGACGAUGCGAAUGGAUUCGAGAUCGAACGACACGAGAUAGGUGUUUUCCUAUCGUUUUCCUUCGGAAGAACCAGUGUUUUCGUAGAUGGAAAUUUCGAAAUUUCGUCUUUCUUGGACUUGGUUCAAACAGGGAUAUUCACAGUUUGAGCGGAAAAAUACGAGGAAAAUGAUUUGUCGCAGCAUUAGCGUGGAAAAUCGCGAUAGGUGGUCGAGCUUGUGGUGCCCGACUGGUUCAAUUGGCUUUCGUUUCUCGGAACAACCUUCCCCGAGUAGGAAAAUUACGGACAGGUAAAAAGCUGACAAACGUCAGGCCUCAUCUUCGUCGCGCAGGUUUCUAUCUGUGACCUCGAUCGUCUUAUCUCGAGAGUUGGUUACCUUUGUCGAAUUAACAACUCGGAUCGUGGGAUGCUUUGCUGGAAAGAAAUUGAAAUUGUAAAUUAGUUUGAGACAAAUUAACUUUUCUGGAUCGGAAAGAAAUUUAUAUUUCAAGUUUUCCGAAAUUGCUUUCUGUUUUUUUUUUUCUUUCUUUGUAAUCUUAAAACUUGAUUCUUAAAAGUCGUUGCAAGAAAUUAUACAGGAAUAGCAUUUUUUGGAGGGUUUCUCUAAAGGUUAAAUUUAACUUUGACAGAAUAUAGCAAAAUUAUAUACUCUUGAAAAAAUAAUUUAUUAAAUACGAUUCAACAGAAGUAAAAUAUGAUUCUUAUAAAGAUUAAAUCGAUAAAGUUCGAUGUUUUUUUUUUUUCUUUAAUUGAUCACGGUUGGCGGAAAAGAUUGAUGUAACGAAAAAAAAGUCCUUCCUGUCUAAUUGGACAAGCUCGAAUUAUUGUCACCAGACCAAAAAGAUCGUUCUAAUGGUUGAAACUCGUUAGACACCGUACACAGGCACGCAAUCUAUAUAAUAUUUCCUUCGAGAAUAUAAUAAUAAUUUUGAAAUUAAAAUUUUAUACAUCCAUUAACGAAAUAUUAUUUACAAAUUUUGUUACUUAAUUCGAUGCUUCUAAAAUUUCUUAAAAUCGGUUAAAAAUGAAAUUUUCGUUCGAAUAAACGAAGAUCGUUCAAUUUUAAUUGAAUUCGAUCGAAACAUUUUCAUCGUGACAAUGGACGAACAAUUCGCCAUUCUUCUAAAAUUAUCGAAAAAUCGUCGAACAAUUUCCCCCUAGAAAACCGAUGCUUUUCUCGCUUCCCGACGCACGACUUUCAGUUGGCUCGCUCGUGAGAACGCAAACGUUAAUCUUAAUUGCAUGAGAAAAAGUUAUGCCGUAAGGGAAAAGGAAGGAGAAUUUUGAGAGAUCGAGGGAAAACGAAACUUAUACGUUUCGUUCUCUCUUCCUUUUUUUUUUUUUUUCACCAUCGAAACAAUAUUACCAAAAAUAUAUUACUUCAAAAUCUUUGCAUUUCUCUGCUGAACGAAACGCAUAAAUCUCGCAAUAAGAGGAAACGAAUACCUGCAUGAAUCGUCACCAAGUUUUACGGAUAUACAUUGUUUUCGCGACGAACGAGAUUUCAUAAGCGUGAAUCGGCCUUUGCCUUUUACAUUAUUAACCUUAAAUAAAUCCAACUACGAUUAUUAAUUACCGGAAUCUAUAAAAUUUGCGAGAGAAUGCGCGGUAAUUGCGAUCAUUUGCAUGUUUCGAGCUGUUUAUUUUUUCUCUUCCACGAUGUUUCACGCGCGUAGGCGCAACAACGCGGUGGGAAAAUCGGUCGGGUUGCAGGGGCGCCACCACAUUAACGUAAGGGAAACGAAGGUUGUGCAUCGCGUAUUCCUUCGACGCACGGCCCCGUUUUUCCACGGGAAAGAAACGACUAUCGUAACGAACGAGUAUUUAAUAACCGCGGAGACACGGAGGAUUACUUAAGCGUUCAUACGUUGAUGCGACUCGCGCAAUCGCGUGUUGAAUCGUGCUCGUGAGAACGAAAUCUGGGAAAUGCGAUUGCUUUGUGCAAUCGUAUCACCGAGACCAAUAUUGUUACGCACAAUUAACCUGAUGAUAGUAAUUAGCGCGCGGCUUAACAGGGGGAGAAAAUCCGCGAAACAUUUGCCUCUUCACGCUCGAGACGAAAAUUCAAGCGAGUGAAUUGGAACUCGAGAAAAAUAUCUCGUGUUGAAAUAUUAAAAUAAUUUUCAAUCGACGAUAAAUAUUUUCUCCGUUGAGAUCGCGUCGAAAUGUUUCUAGGUUAUAAUUAACAGUAUUUAUAAAACAAGAGAAACAAGUCCGAAUCAAUUAAUUGAUGAGAAAUCAAUCCAGCGCUUGGGCAUCGAAUAUAUCUAUUUUCGAGACUGGUCAUAGAUACCUUGCAUGCAUAAACGAAUAUAUUUUUCCUGUGGACGAGUAUGCAUGUAUUAUUAAUCGAUUAUUAUCGAUCCGCGGCCGAUGUUAUGCACUCGUAUAUUUUCUUAUUGCAUUUUUUCUCGAUCUUCUCGCUCGUUGAAACAAUGUGCGUAAUGAUAUCUUUAUUUAUCGUUUCACUUGUUUGGUAUUUCUUAAAAAAAAGAAUCGAUAAUUUAUCUCUUUCUUAUUUGAUUUAUCGAGUCAAAUAUUCCUUACUAGCGAUUUAAAAUUUUUUAAAAUUAUCCUGUUGAAAGAAAAGAAAGUAGAAAUUACGCAACGUUUGCGUUUCUUUACGUUUUGAUUGAUUUUUGCGGGGAUUGGAAAAAGAAGAACGAUAUAUAAAAGUGGUUAAUGAUCGGCAAAUGAACGAGUAACGUGGAAUAUUGCUCGGAAACUAUUCUUUAUAAUACUGCUCGCGCUUCAUCGAUUGCAUUGAUCGGCUUGGUGAAAAGUGUCUCUUGGUUUCGUAACGUGUUUCUUUAUAUUCUCGCAACGCGUAACUCGUGAGGAGGAUAAAAAAAAGGGGAAGGGAGGGAGAUAGAAUUGCGUGGUUGGUUCAAGGUAUCGCGAGUGCAAUGGACCGAAUUAUGCCAUGGAAUGUAUAAUUCUUAGGUUAGCAAAACCUGCUUAUGAUUUAAUUUAUAAUUUAUGCAACGCGUUUUAGACGGAAAUGUUGAAAGAAAUAUUCGAAACGAUUUUGAUAAAAUUUUAGUAAAAGGAUUUUACGAUAGAAUAUUAAAAAAAAAAUUCCUAUAAAAAUAAAAAAUUUUGUAAAUGUUUCGCGUAAUAUUAUAUUUAAAAAAACAUUUAUUAUAAUUAAUAAUUUUGUAUUAUUCCCUUUACCUUUACGAUUUAACAAACGUAAGCAAAGCGUACAAUCGCUCUUAAAUAAGUGUGUUCAAAGAAAGAAGUCGACCUGACCCAGUGACACUUAUCGUGUAACAAAUCGAACUCUUCGAGUUGCGACAUCACGAAAAUUCUUUUCAUUGGUUACAAACCAAUUGUCUUCGAGAUUUCUUUUCAGUUCUAAUGACAUCAUUGUUGUAAGCAAAUCGUAUCUAAUUUUACCGCCAUUGCAUCAAUCAAAACGAGGCAAAGAAAUACCUAGAAAAAAAAAAAGAAAAAAAAAAAAAGAAACUGAAUAUCAAUUUCAAUUUUAACGAUGCUUCAAUUGCUUAAAGUAAUAAAAAAGAUUCGCUACAUUGAUUAUCCAAUUUUCCACGCUAAAAUUGCGAAUUUUUUUCCUUUUAAAAGCAAUUAUUUUGUGUUGUUAAUUAUACAUGCGACCACACCGUAUCUUCGAUUUUUCCGUCUCUUGUCCUCUUGUCUCUAUAUACAUAUAUAAAUAUAAAUAUAUAGAUGAGUGAUGCGACGUCGUCGUUAUGUUAUUUUUUCUGCAUUAAAAUUGCAUAAUUCGGUAAGUUACGAUGCAAUUGUGUAUAAUAAAUUCUGGUGUGAAAAAUAGAGAUGCCGAAUUACCGGAUGUGUGAGAUCGAAACGAUGUCGCGUCAGUCGUUUUUGUUUCGAAGUUAAACUAGACAGAUAGCGCCACCGAGUGCUAUCCCAGAGUGGUCCAGAAUGGGAAUCAGUGCCAAACGUCAUAAAUUGUCCGACUUUGCAAAUUGUAUCGACAUUUUUUUUCUUUUUUUUUCUUUCACCUCUUUCAAUUCUGUCGCUUAAUUCUUCUUUCGGUGUGCUGAAUUUAAGAGAAAUAUUCAAAGCUUGGAGCCUAAUAAGGAUGAUACGCGAGUUUUCGUAGAUUCGCCUAGUCAUUAAGAUUAUCAGGCUGGAACGGAAGUUCCGCUCGUUUGUCCUUCGUGGUUGACAAAAAUAAGACUGACUUUGAAAAAAAAUAAUCAUUCAUCUUUUCAGCAGACGAUUCAAACAUCUUCGUUUUUCUUUUUUAAUAUCUAUUUUUUUUUUCAAAUUUCCAUACAAUAUUUCUAUUUACCAAUAUUUUUUUUUAUUUUUUUUCUUAUUUCUCGAUUUUAAAAACUUAAUGCUCGAUACCCCACUCGAUUUUUAAUCUCGAGUAUAAAGUUAAGAGUUUGGAAAACAGUCUGGUAAAUGAAGAAACGGAGAAAGAAAAACCCGAGAGACUUGCAAGUCGGACAAAAGAUGCAACUGGAACUUAUUUAUUUUAUAUUAUCGCAUGUGCCAGAUGAAUUGUAUAGGAAAUCACCCCAGCCGAGUGUUUUCAACUCGAUGAUAUAAUUAUAACUUAAAUGUUUCGUAUAGGAUCGUGUUAUAUAUUUGUAGAGCAACGUCCCUUCUAUUAUUAUUUCCUUUACAUUAAAUAGAAUCCUUCCGAUAAUGAAUAUAUGAUAUGACGUUUUGCUCUGCAAAUAAUCACACGUUAUCGUUAAUGGGUUACGAAUCGUUCACCAUCGAAUAAUAAUUACAAUUACCUUUUUUUUAAGGAUUUCUCUCGGAAAUUAUCCCAUUAACUCUUCCUUUGAUAGAUGACUCCUUUGAUAGAUGAAAUUGAUAUCAAUGAGAGACGAUAGAGAGAGAGACAAAUGGCUGUUCGAACGAAGAGUUAAACGGUGAAAAUUGAUCGAGAUUUUCGCGAAGCGCAAACGAUUAUUUAUUUAUCGUGAUCUAUGCUCGUUUCGCGGACAUGUAUCGUAAUGAAAAUAUAUUUAUAUGAUUUAUCGAACGCGAUGGAGUCCCUCUCCGCCUUCGCUUUCUGGAGACGUUGUGUAUCGCUCGUAGUAAACGCUUUAUCUCAGUGACGUGUCCUCUUACACAAGCCUUUAAACAUCACCGAAUUAUUUAAAUAUUUGUAUUGAAUUUGAAAUUAUUAUUAAGAGACUAUUAUUAUUAUGUCAAUGCGGAGAAUUAAAUUCAAAAAAAUAUUCAAAAAUGGUAAGUUAAGUAAAAAUUUGUUUCGAUAAAUUUUAUGAAUUUCUGUAGUUUUUCGGGGAAUGAAUUUGAUUUUAAAGGCUCGAAAUCUAAGAAGGAGGAUCUUUUUAAAAAUACGAGAAAUACAGAAGACGGAUUAACCGGAGAUCCAUCCCAUCCUCUUCAAUUACUUGUGAACAUAUUAUGUAUAUUGUUACGUGUCGAUUGCCAUGCAAGAUUAAUUAAUAAUAAACUAACAAUGCAAUUAUAAAGUA